AUGAGGCUUGUAGGCCCGACUGAGCCUCUACACCCAGAGCUUCAGUCCUGGCGUUACCGCCUCAGUCCUGGGGUCUACAGCCUCAGUCCUGGGUCCAGGCUUCAGGUCAUGGGUCCCACCGCCUCAGUCCUGGGUCUAGAGCCUCAGUCCUGGGUCUACAGCCUCAGCCCUGGUUCUGGGUCUACAGGCUCAGUCCUGGAUCUCAAGCCUCAGUCCUGGGCUACAGCCUCAGUCCUGGGUCUAGAGCCUCAGUCCUGGGUCUACAGCCUCAGUCCUGGGUCUACCGCCUCAGUCCUGGGUCUAGAGCCUCAGUCCUGGGUCUACAGCCUCAGUCCUGUGUCUACAGCCUCCCAGUCCUGGUCUAGAGCCUCAGUCAAGGGUCUACCGUCCUCAGUCUGGCGUCUAGAGCCUCAGUCCUGGGGGCUCCAGGCUCAGUCCUGGGUCUACAGCCUCAGUCCUGGGUCUACAGCCUCAGUCCCUGGGUUCAGAGGCUUCAGUCCUGGGUCCACAGCUCAAUCUGGGGUUAAAGCUCAGUCACUCGGGGUGUAG
Knipowitschia caucasica is the source of this 549-nucleotide messenger RNA. The record is from the annotation of a GenBank genome assembly. Lineage: Eukaryota; Metazoa; Chordata; Actinopteri; Gobiiformes; Gobiidae.